AAAAAAAAUUUUGGGUUUUAUCCUCAAUCAAGUCCUUGGGAAAUUCCGUUGGUCCUUGAGAAAGGCAUGAUUCUUUUUUAAAGUUAUAAUCACGAACGCUUGUCUAACGACCAAUAAAAAAUUUCAGUCCAACAUCUAUUACAGGAACUGCAUUGAAAUGCCACCUGUUCGGCAGUGACCUUGUUAUUAUUUUCCAAAUCUCUUGUUGGGAAUUAUAAAUUGGUGAUGAACUAAUGAAAAUACAUAAAGUAGUUAUUGAUAAUCAUAAAUCGGCUUUGCUUACCAAACGCGCGCGCGCCCGUUUGGUAACCUCUCCAAGUAUCUUGGAUUAGCAUUUUACAUGUAAAAUUAAAUUAAAUAUUACAAAAUUUAAAUUUGUAGAACUUAAUGGGCGAUAUUUUAUUUCUUUAUUUGUAAAUUUAUCAUUAACCUCUAUUAGUGAAAUAAAAUCUAGAUCGUUAAUGUCUAACUAAACACGAGUUCACAUAUUUGUUACGUGCAGUAUGGAUUUAUCAGUGACCUUUACUUGGUUUUCCGACUAUUUAUUUUAAUUGCUUUUUUUUAUAAUCCUUUUUGUCUCGUCUUCCGAAUGCUUGUUGUUUUUAAUAUUCCAAAUAUCUCUAACCAGAAGCACAUUUCACUCGUCAUAUUCGUUGAUAUUGAAGCAAGUAUAUCAAAACAAUCUCUUUUUAUUUAUGGAUGUUUCGUCCCUAUCUUUUCGCUCAUUCGUCAGAAAAGAUAGCUGUAUUGAAGGUCUUAGCACGCUUCACUGAAGGGAGGGGGGAAAAAGUGUUUUGAUUAUAUAUUUUGCCUGUCCUAUCCGCAACUUAAGUAUUCGUUUCGUUGCGCAUCACUGCUCAGAGUGAAAGAACUGCUACGGUUUCUUUUCAUUUAGAGUUCAGUCGAAGUGUGGAUUAGGUUCAGUCCGUCUGUGUUUGUUGUUCGUCUUUAAGUGUUAAUAUUGUCAUGACAAUAGGAAUAAUAUUAAAUUUCUGCUUAAUAAACAAAACGAAUAAGUCUAAGUCCCCAGCGCCAGCGGAUGAAACUCACUCCCGACAAGCAAGCGUGGAAGAUGAUGAGGAUGGACACCUAGUGUAUAGGAGCGGGGACAUACUUCAGGAUCGAUAUAAAAUUCUUUCCACUCUUGGUGAAGGAACUUUUGGAAAAGUUGUGAAAGUUAUUGAUUUGAAUAAUGAGGAUCCAGACAAUAGAGCAGCUAUUAAAAUUAUUAAAAAUGUUGAGAAAUACAGAGAUGCUGCUAAAUUGGAAAUCAAUGUUUUGGAAAAGUUAGCAGAUGUAGACCCUGAAUGCAAACAUUUAUGUGUAAAAAUGUUGGACUGGUUCGACUAUCAUGGCCAUGUGUGCAUUGUUUUUGAGCUUCUUGGACGAAGUGUAUUUGACUUCCUGAAAAAUAAUAAUUAUUUCCCUUAUCCUUUGGACCAAGUUAGGCAUAUGGGUUAUCAACUUUGUUAUGCUGUUAAAUUUCUUCAUGACUUCCAGCUUACGCAUACUGAUCUUAAACCAGAAAAUAUCCUCUUUGAAGAUUCUUCAUCAGAAUUAGUAUACAAUAAGAAAAAGAGAAGAAAUGUGCGCCAGGUGAUUAAUUCCAAUAUCAGAUUAAUUGAUUUUGGGUCCGCUACUUUUGAUCAUGAACAUCAUAGCACAAUUGUGUCUACUAGACAUUACAGAGCUCCUGAAGUUAUAUUAGAACUUGGGUGGUCUCAGCCAUGUGAUGUAUGGAGCAUAGGAUGUAUUUUGUUUGAGAUGUAUCUUGGAAUUACUCUUUUUCAGACACAUGAUAACAGAGAGCAUCUUGCUAUGAUGGAAAGAAUUUUAGGACCUCUGCCUUAUCGAAUGUGCCGUAAAACUAAGACAAAAUAUUUCUAUCAUGGAAGGCUUGAUUGGGAUCACAAGAGUUCAGCUGGUCGAUAUGUUAGAGAAAACUGCAAAUCCUUGAAGAGGUACAUACCAGUUGAUGAUGAAGAUCACAGGGUUUUGUAUGAACUGAUUUCUAGAAUGUUAGAAUAUGAACCUUCUCAGAGAAUUACUCUAGCAGAAGCAUUGGACCAUCCUUUCUUUGAAAAAUUGCCAGCAGAACAGAAAUUGCACAAAUUGAAUCAGCAAAAGGAAGGCAGUAAGGAGCGAUCUCAUAGUCUGAGCAGAUGACUAGCCGUUGAUGCUGAUUGAAAUGAAUGUCUUCAGUACCUGUGUCACAUUUUUGCCAUUGUUAGACUGCAGUGCCUGUGUUGAAUUUAGAUCAGAAGUCAGUUUUCAUAAAAGCUCAAAAUAUUGAUGACCAGAUUGGCUUUUCUUCAAGGAGUUGAUAUUUCAAUUUACUUCCACAAGGCCUUGAUUACAUACUUAUCUGAUUUAAACUUUCAAAGAUUUAUUUCUGAUACAUUGUUAACCAGAUUUUCAUUGUUGAGGUAUUUGAAUUGUUAUACCUGCCUGUACUAAAAGCUAUCGACAUUGAAGCCUGGAGUGCUUCUUGCCGUGGAGUGGCUGGCGUGUGAUGCGUAUUGAAGUUGUAUAUUUGUGAAUAUGUGAAUAAUUGUGGAUGUAUAUAUGUCAGUUAGUGUUUAAGUUAAGUCACUCAUUUAUGAUGCUCAUUGACUAUCUCUUAUCAUUAUAGCUAUGCAAUUCAUAAUUUCUCUCUUCUGUCAAUUUAUUGGAUAUACCUUAACAUUCUCUAUUUUAAAAUUUUAUAUUUUCUAUGAUAGUAAGUAAACACUAUGAUAAAGGUAUAGUUUAUUAAAUAAAGAUGUUGUGCCUCAA
This is a messenger RNA of Argiope bruennichi, 2775 nucleotides long. RefSeq names its product serine/threonine-protein kinase Doa-like (gene Doa). Gene Ontology annotation, biological process: protein phosphorylation. The record is from RefSeq and is a predicted model, not a curated record. Gene Ontology annotation, cellular component: nucleus. Gene Ontology annotation, molecular function: protein kinase activity; ATP binding. Bases 967 to 2166 code for a protein of 399 amino acids. The transcript has 11 exons. Lineage: Eukaryota; Metazoa; Arthropoda; Arachnida; Araneae; Araneidae.